Messenger RNA from Sclerotinia sclerotiorum 1980 UF-70, 2337 nucleotides. RefSeq lists its product as hypothetical. NCBI's taxonomy places the organism in Eukaryota, Fungi, Ascomycota, Leotiomycetes, Helotiales, Sclerotiniaceae. The transcript has 3 exons. Gene Ontology annotation, cellular component: histone deacetylase complex. Gene Ontology annotation, biological process: chromatin organization. The record is from RefSeq and is a predicted model, not a curated record. Gene Ontology annotation, molecular function: histone deacetylase activity. Bases 1 to 2337 code for a protein of 778 amino acids.
AUGGACACACUCGAACCUCCAUUGCUGCAACCGAGCAGUGACUUGGUUAUGCAGCUACAUGAUAAUCUCCAUGGGGCACUUAUUAACGGGAUGUUGUCAAACGGCAACGAAAAUGGUUUUGUUGACCCUAGAGUCUUAAUCUCUACAGAAGAUGCAGAGAUUGCCUAUGAUAAUCUUGAACCCGAUGAUGAGAUGGACUCGUCAUCAUCAGAGGAUACAAAGAUUAUAGCUACUCCACGCAAAGCCUAUCUACCUACAGGGUGCUGUUAUGACGAUCGAAUGAAGUUGCACGCCAUCGGAGACUUCUCAGAUAAUACCCCGCAUCCAGAAGAUCCUCGACGAAUAGAAGCAAUAAUGAGAGCAUUCAAAGAGGCUGGCUUGCUAUACACUGGUAGUCCGGAAGACGUUGAUAGGAUACUCAAAGAGUCACCUACAAAGUACAUGUUACGUAUUCCAGCCAGAGUAGCAAGCAAAGACGAAAUUUGUACGGUGCAUUAUGCAGGGCACUUUGAAUGGGUUGAGUCCUUAUCAAAGAAAACAUCCGAAGAUUUGCGUGAGCUAAAUACUAUAAUGGAUGCCGGUCGAAAGUCGCUAUAUGUUGGACUUUGUACUUUUGAAGCUGCCUUAAUCUCCGCGGGCGGCGCAAUAGAAACUUGCAAAAAUGUUGUCGAGGGACAUGUAAAAAAUGCCAUUGCCGUCAUCCGGCCCCCUGGACACCAUGCAGAGGCGAACGAGUCGCUAGGGUUUUGUGUUUUCAAUAACGUACCUGUCGCUGCUAAAAUCUGUAUGCUCGAUUAUCCCAAGUUAUGUAGGAAGGUAUUAAUUCUGGAUUGGGAUAUUCAUCAUGGAAAUGGCACGCAGAACAUGUUCUACGAAGACCCAAACGUCUUAUACAUUUCGCUUCACGUGUACGAAAAUGGAAAUUUUUAUCCAGGUCAACCUGACGAUCCUGAUCUUCCCGAUGGGGGGAUUGAUAAGGUCGGGACUGGAGCCGGCAUCGGCAAGAAUGUCAAUAUUGGUUGGCCCAGUCAAGGUAUGGGAGAUGGAGAAUACAUGGCAGCUUUUCAAAAGAUCGUCAUGCCAAUCGCCCAAGAGUUUGAUCCGGAUCUUGUCAUUAUAUCAGCCGGAUUUGACGCUGCUGCGGGAGAUGAACUCGGAGGAUGUUUUGUAACACCUGGCUGCUACUCUCACAUGACACAUAUGCUCAUGUCCCUAGCUGGGGGCAAAGUGGCUGUUUGUCUUGAAGGAGGUUAUAAUCUAAAGGCAAUUUCACGGUCCGCUCUUGCAGUGGCCAAAACUUUAAUGGGUGAACCACCAAUCCGACAACCAAUUCCACCAUUAAAUCGAGUCGCAGCCGAGGUCUUCGAAGAAGUCAAAUACUAUCAAUCUCCAUAUUGGGAAUGUAUGCGAUCUGGAGUCAUUGACUACAAGGAAGCAAAAUUUAAAGGCGCCACCCGCCUGGAUGAUAUUGUUCGGAAUUACCAGAGUAAUGUACUGAGUAAGAACUAUCAGAUGGUUUCCCUGUGGGUUCAACGACAUCAACUCGCAAGAUCGUUUGAUCAUCAAGUUAUGGUCACUCCGUAUAUAAAAUCUGCGACGAGGAUAUUGCUAAUCGUCCAUGAUCCCCCGGAGCUACUGGCUACUCCCGAUCCAUUUACAGCUAAAGUCGAGUUGCACAACUCAUAUCUUGUCGACCCUGUCACUGAAUAUAUUGCCUGGGCCAUUGAAAAUAAAAUUGGUGUUAUGGAUAUUAACAUCCCACUGAAUACGGACACCUUUCCCCCUGCCACCGGUGGUUAUAAUCCUCGCUCGGGUGUCUUCGAACUCGAAAGUCAAAUACAAGAUUUGGUUGGCUAUAUCUGGGACAAUUUUAUUCAACUUUAUGAUUCGGAUAAUAUCAUACUUAUGGGAGUUGGCGAUUCUUACCUCGGUAUUAAACAAUUACUCACCAUCAGAGAUUGCCGUCCUCGUAUCGCCGGUGUACUAGCCUUCAUAACUGGUAGCCUUCGACCCGUCAAGAGCGAAACGGAUUCAACUCUGAGUAGUUGGUACAAGUCAAAUAGUGAAAUUUACGUUGCUGAUAAACAUGCUUGUUGGAAUGACGAGGAAAGCAUUAGAAAGGUAAGGAAGCAGCGCUUUGGGAAUGUGGUGCGUAGUGAGGAGACGGGUUUGGUGAAAAUGUUACAGAGGCAUCAAUCAAGUGCCAAGUCGUGGAUAUUAGGAAAGUUUGAGGAAAAAGCGAAGGAUGAUGAGGUGAUGACUAUGGAAGAUGAGGUGUCUGUGGCCGACGUCGAUGGUGCUAAGAAAUUAACCAUGGGGGAUAUGCAAUUGAUGUGA